Penicillium digitatum Pd1 is the source of this 858-nucleotide messenger RNA. Lineage: Eukaryota; Fungi; Ascomycota; Eurotiomycetes; Eurotiales; Aspergillaceae. The record is from RefSeq and is a predicted model, not a curated record.
AUGGGGGCUGUAGUGUCCCGAACCCAAUUCUGCGCCUCCGUGCAACACGACGAAUCCUCGUCCUCGUAUCAGAUAUAUGUUCUUGGAGGGGCAGAUCUCAAAUCGAAAGACCCGAUUCUGGAUGUAAAUUACUUAUCAAUUCCAUCCUUCAAAUGGAAUUCUGCUGCUCCUCUCGACGACCCGCACAUGACACUCACAUGUGUGCCAAACGGGCGUCAGAUAUUUGGAAUUGGCGGAAGGCGUGCCUGGGCAGAUGACGGCAAUGCAGGCUGUUACGAUGCUCCGGCCUUCAUAUAUGACGCUCAAUCCGAGGCAACGCGAUCGAUGUUUGAUGUGAGCUAUUCCACCUGCUACGAAGCCGAGUUCAACAAAUUAAUAGCUCAGCAGCCCGCCCUAUCUUCGUUUUCCCCAUCUUCUUCGACGGCCAACGACAUCAAAGCCUCACCAUCUCCCUCAUCGUGGGCUGAUCCAGCCUUUAAAGCCCUCUUCGGCAAUCUUGACACGAAAACUAGUACUGCUACUGAUAAUACAACCGCCUCCCCAGCUACGCCACCGAAAUUAAACCCAUCCGACUCAGCGACCAGGGGUGUCAUCACUGGUGGGGUUGUCGGUGGCGUGGCUGGCCUAGCCCUGAUCAUAGGUCUGUUCUGGUUCUUCCUUGCAAGAAAUAAAAAGCAAAAGCAUGCGAGAUUUGGCGAGGUUGAGACCGUAACACGCCAAGUGCAGCCGAUGUCUGAACUUCCAGUGGGUGCCAGAGACGGGCGCUCUGAGUUGGGCGGGGGCACGUACAUGUACUCGGAACUUCCUGCAGGCAACAAAAGGGAGAUAUCAGAACUAGAUAGUGACCGGAAUGGGUAG